This is a messenger RNA of Thamnophis elegans (Western terrestrial garter snake), 1258 nucleotides long. RefSeq names its product chromosome 3 C9orf24 homolog (gene SPMIP6). The transcript has 7 exons. Gene Ontology annotation, cellular component: manchette; perinuclear region of cytoplasm. Bases 1 to 885 code for a protein of 294 amino acids. Gene Ontology annotation, molecular function: alpha-tubulin binding. The record is from RefSeq and is a predicted model, not a curated record. NCBI's taxonomy places the organism in Eukaryota, Metazoa, Chordata, Lepidosauria, Squamata, Natricidae.
AUGUUUCUUUUUGCCACCAAAACCAAAACCCCCAUCAGCACCUACACCGACUCCUACCGGCCUCCGAACACCAUGAAGAAGGCUUUUGAGGAAGCGCCGAUGACCCUCUGGAGCGAGAAUAAGUUUGUCACCCAGGGCUUGACCAUACCCAGAGUGGACCAUCCCAUCGACCAAGCCCACCUGGAGAAGAUGGUGAAGAAGGCAGUGCAAGAGUACUCCUACAAGCACUCCAUAGAACCAACGGCUUACCGGCCGUACAAAUAUUGGGUGUCCCGCGAAGAAGAAAAAUUCAACCCGGUCUUUGUCGGCAAUGACAGAUAUGCGACGUGGAGGACCGGGCCGUACAACAGCGCAGCCUGGAACCGAUAUACCACGUACUUGCCACGGAUCCCCAGGGCGGGUGGCAUGGACUCCAUUCUGCGUGGGAUGCCCAUGGAGUACCCUCCGAAACCUGAGCGACUCAACAAUUACGAACGGGAAGUCGUGGUCAACAUGUUGAACAGUUUGUCUCGGAAGCAGCUUCCCUACGUCCAGCAUCAAUACUCCAUCCCGGGCCGGAUGCCCUACCAAGGAUACUACAGCCCCUGCACCGGCCGCCAUUACUGCUUACGUGGGAUGGACUACUACGUGGACGGAGCCCCCAGCACCGAGAGGCAGAUCAGCCAGCUAGUUGAGAAGAUUGUAAGGAGUUUCCCAUACUACGACCACCAGGGGGAAAUGAUGCUCAGUGCGCCAUUGCCAAGCCUGCCGCCAUAUUUCCCAUAUAUGAACCUUAAGUGGGACACGAGUCAUUUUAAGAAGUCUGGAGGGCCGGCGAGGGACAGCUUUAUCAUUCAUCCUGAGUUCGUUUCAGAGGCUUAUCCCCCUCCGCCAUGUUGGUAUUAAGAGAGUCACGAGAGACUGCCAUUAAAAAGUGCCACUGGUGACCAACUCCGCUGUGGGCUCGCGUGGAUUCUCUUUCCCCGCACCCAGAAGGAGCUCCAGCCAAAGGAACAUCUCCUUGUGGGGGUCCUUGGUGGGUUUUCUGGCAGGCGUUUCACGACCCAACUAGGGAACACCAUCAGUGCUAGAAUGGAAGGGGGGGUUGCUCUCUGUUUAUGGACAAGGGGUUUGCUCUGUCGGCGUUGGUGAGGGUCUUCUUAUCGGUUCCUUGAUGGGACUGUUGUCUUGUCUCCCAAGAAUCCAAUCAAGGAGGAAUCAUGAGCUCACAAAUAGUUGGGUCAUGAAAUGUCUCCAAGAAAACAGUCAAUAAGAGCAC